CUGACGGAGAACCAGAAGUCCUCGCGGAUCCACAGAUGGUAUACCGAGAGCUGUGGUGGGAUCAUGUACAGAGCCAAACAAACAGUAGUGGAUUGCGCUUCCUGCAAACAGUUAAAGACCAGCUCUGAUACCAGAUGGAGAUGGAAUUAAUCUGUGGAGACUGUAACAUGGUGUUUCACUCCACUGCGCUGCUUGAGAAACACAAGGCACUGUUCUGCAUUGGGAGCAAGGUAGGACACCCCAGGGUGCACAGACACAGCUCUGAACUUCUUAUAAGAGACAGACCUGGAUGUGUCGACCCUAAACAGACGAGAACACCUGAUCUCGUUCAGCUGAGAGGUCAACGAAGGAACCUCACCAGGUGGAGGAGUGUUGAUGCCAAACCAAAGUCAGUAAGAGCAGAGGACAAAGCCACAACCAGUCAGAUGGAGAAUGCUGCUCUGCUAGAUCUCACACAUGAGUUUUACAAGCUGAGGAUGUCCGUUGAAGAAAAUUUGCCAAAAUGGUCAAAAAGGAUCACAGAUACUGAGGCGAGUGGGCGUCAGCCAGGUCACGGUGAGAGACUCGAGAAGAUGAGAGAAAUGGCGACGCUUCACGAGCGCCAACUGGCCCUGAUACACACUCACAACCAGCAGCUGGAGCAGCAGAGAGACGAGCUGGCCCAUCAGGUGAGUGUCCUCUCUGAGCAGAACAACUCCACUCACCUGGAGAGUCUGCUGCUGGAGCUCAGAGAGCAGGAGGAGAGAAACGAGGAGACGCUGCAGCAACUCGCUGAACAUCUUCAGGCAUUACAUGUGCAAGAGGUCUUUGCACCCACUGAUCAGCCACAUUCAAGUAAGAAUAAAAAGAUGCAUCAUGAGAGCUACAAGCUUAUUUCUUCCAUGGAUGGUCCCCUAUCUACCAAGAUAAACGCCCUGCAGCAGGCAUACAUGCAGUCAGGUGGGUCAGAUCCAACCAUCGUAGCACAAAUGAUUGACCUGCAGGCAGAAGCCCUAAGUCUGGAGCAAAAACAACCAGCAGCAGCUGGCGAGGCCAAAAAGAAGACGAAGGUGAAGCCUCCUCAGCGGGGUCCAAGCUGGGAGCUGCUGGCUGUGGAGCAGGAGAACCAGAGACUGGAGGAGGAGAUCCGCAGGAUGCAGCUGAUCAGGGAGAGACACAACGACGGACUGAUGUUGCUUUACUUGUUGUGCAAUAUGCUGCUUAUAUGUUGUGCUGCUGACACUGUGUGCUCUGCAGCCGCAGCGAGGACUGAGCUUGAGCUGAUUCAGAGGGAGAACCUGCUGCAGAUUGCCAGUUUACAGGCAGAGAUGGAGAGAAGCAAAAAAGCUCCCAGGCCCAGGAGACAGCCUCCUCCGCCUCCCCCGCCUCCUCUCCCACUCCAAUCCAGGACUCACAUUCAUGCACCGCUUUCCCUGCUACAGGCCAGAUCCUUCUCCUCUCCACCGGAAACAUGCAUGCUGGACUCUGUGGACUCUCUGGCUCCAGCCCCCUACGACCCUGUAGCUGGGUUCGUGAUUUUCUACGACCUUCUGCUGGGGGUCGAUGUUUCUCAGAGGGCGCUGCGUCUGGUGACAGGUCUCUUCUCAGAUGAUCAGGCAGUGGGACCACCAACUCCGCUGCCCCCUUUCCAGUGCCUGCCGGUACUCUCCCUGCCUCACACCCAAAGCCUCACCUCUGGAAACUACUCCCCUCUGUUGGUCAAACAGCCUGUACCAAGGAUCCAGCCGUCACCCUCGCUCUCUCUAGUGGUGGAGGUGCAGGCAGCAAGAGAUCCGGAUGUUCACAACCAGGAGGUCUUUAAACUGGCAUCCUGUGGCUGGAUACAAGUGGAACUCUUUGACCAAUACAACCAGCUCCGUAGUGGCCACUGGAGGGUGCCAGUGCGCAGUCUGCCCAUCAGGCCCUCCUUAAGUCUUGUCCAGCUCAACUCAAUACCCCAGGUGGGCAACAUGGAGCUGUGCCUACGUUUGGUCAAUGGACGGGAUGGAAAUUUUCAAACUCUGGCAAAGUCUGAGCUGACCAGCACCAGUCACUAUAAAUAUCCAGCUGUGGUGUCCUCACAUCCUGCGACUGUCCAUGUAAACACAGCUCAGCCAAUUUCAGCACCACAGCCCAUAGGAGUGAAUGAAGAGUCCGUCUUGUGUGGCAGUGACCAGCAAGAUCCUCCACCCACAGAGGCCAGUCAGGAAGGAUAAUUCCAUGCAGAAAAACAUUUACAAGCAGGAUGUAACCUAUGAACUUUUGUUCAAGUUCAGACGAAAGCUCCUUACUCAACUCAGUAGACAUUUGCUUUUCUUGCAGUUGAAAUACUGUUGAAGCACUUUUAGACAGAGCUUGGAUAAAAUGUGUAGGAGCACAUUGUUGGAAGAGCACAAGGAUGAUUUUAACAAUGUCUAGCACUACAGGAUUGCUUUGAUAGUACAUUUAAUCUGCAGCAAACAAGGACAAUGAGUUAUUGAUGCAGUUUCAGCAAUAUAUACAACUGUCAAAUCACAAGUUCCCAAAGCUUUUGGCAAUUUCAAAUGUUUGUUAUACCAACAGCCCAAAACCUUAAGACUGUUGGAUGGAGAAAGAAAAUGCUUGUGGCAAAACCUUGAAGAUACCCUUUUGUGAUAAGCAGUCAGUUUAAAAUUGUCAGUGUGGUCACCACCAUCAACGCAUGUUUCAUUUCUUCAAAGAAGCAAUCUUGCUUCGUCCGUGUGU
Centropristis striata (black sea bass) is the source of this 2703-nucleotide messenger RNA. RefSeq names its product coiled-coil domain containing 17 (gene ccdc17). The record is from RefSeq and is a predicted model, not a curated record. The transcript is spliced from 17 exons. NCBI's taxonomy places the organism in Eukaryota, Metazoa, Chordata, Actinopteri, Perciformes, Serranidae. The coding region runs from base 135 to 2195 and encodes 686 amino acids.